AUAAACGAAUGUUGAUAUAUAAACCAAUUAAUAUCAAAACUCAGAAAGUUAAAACAUAAUGCUGCAUGCAAUUAUGCAAAUCAUUCUUUCAUAACAUUUACAAAGUAAUAGCAAAUUUGAGAUGUUUCGCAUAAAUAUACCACCAGCUCAUUUGAGGCAUAUACGGAUUUGAUAUGAUUCGAUUCAUCAUUAUUUAUAAUAUAUACUUAACUGUACACAUGAUUAUAUAAUCACAAAAUGAUCUGUCUUAUAAUGUACUUAUGCCGAACCUUUGCACAGUCUGCGUAUAUAUACACACACAACUAAACCCAAGAGCUACAACAAGCACUAAAACUCAUCUAUCUUUCUCUCUCCCUCUCAUCAUCAUCUUUGGCCAUGGCGAAGGACUUGGAGGUGCAAGAGGGAAGAGCGGCGAGGGAUUACCAGGAUCCACCCCCGGCCCCAUUGUUUGACAUGGAGGAGCUUGGAAAGUGGUCGCUCUAUAGAGCGGUCAUAGCUGAGUUUGUGGCUACACUUCUCUUCCUUUACGUCUCAAUCCUCACCGUAAUCGGGUACAAAGCUCAGACCGACACAAGCGCCGGAGGAGCUGAUUGCGGCGGUGUUGGGAUAUUGGGGAUUGCGUGGGCUUUCGGUGGAAUGAUCUUUGUUCUCGUUUACUGUACCGCCGGUAUCUCCGGUGGUCAUAUAAAUCCGGCUGUGACGUUCGGACUGUUCUUAGCUCGAAAAGUGUCAUUGGUGAGGACAGUGUUAUACAUUGUGGCUCAGUGCCUUGGUGCCAUCUGCGGUUGCGGUCUGGUCAAAGCAUUCCAAAGUUCUUACUACAACAGAUAUGGAGGUGGAGCCAACCAGCUUGCGGAAGGCUACAACAAAGGUACCGGACUAGGGGCCGAGAUCAUCGGAACAUUUGUCCUUGUCUACACCGUCUUCUCGGCCACCGACCCCAAGCGAAGUGCACGUGACUCUCACAUUCCUGUUUUGGCGCCACUUCCCAUUGGUUUUGCCGUCUUCAUGGUUCAUUUAGCCACCAUCCCCAUCACCGGAACUGGAAUCAACCCUGCCCGUAGCUUCGGAGCCGCAGUUAUCUUCAACCAAGAAAAGGCCUGGGACGACCAAUGGAUAUUUUGGGUGGGACCGAUGAUCGGAGCAGCAGCGGCUGCGUUAUACCAUCAGUUUGUUCUAAGAGCGGCUGGAAUUAAAUCUCUUGGCUCCUUUAGGAGCUCUGCUUAACUUGAAUUGUUUUAAUUAAGCCACAAGUUAAUCUUUCUUCAAAUGAGGAUGAUUACCUGUAUUAAGCGUAAGCUACCUAAAGUUCAAAAUAAGAAGCGUAAGCUACGUGUAUCUUCUAUUUAUUUCUAUGUUCUGUUUUUAUAAUUUCUUGGAAUUUUCCCAUUGGUCGCAAACCUGGUUUUAAUUAAUGUUGCUUUAAAA
This is a messenger RNA of Brassica napus (rape), 1428 nucleotides long. Its product is annotated as probable aquaporin PIP2-4. NCBI's taxonomy places the organism in Eukaryota, Viridiplantae, Streptophyta, Magnoliopsida, Brassicales, Brassicaceae. The transcript has 4 exons. Gene Ontology annotation, cellular component: plasma membrane. The record is from RefSeq and is a predicted model, not a curated record. Gene Ontology annotation, molecular function: water channel activity. The coding region runs from base 376 to 1227 and encodes 283 amino acids. Gene Ontology annotation, biological process: transmembrane transport.